Messenger RNA from Lachancea sp. 'fantastica', 1197 nucleotides. The record is from the annotation of a GenBank genome assembly. Lineage: Eukaryota; Fungi; Ascomycota; Saccharomycetes; Saccharomycetales; Saccharomycetaceae.
AUGAAAUUUGUCCCAAAACUCAUCUUGAGCUUGUUCUUCUUUACAUGGAAGGUAACGAAUGUCGAGGCCAACAUGAAUAGUUCUGAAAACCCUACAGAGCUCCUGAGUUUUAGCGACAUUGAGCUAAGCGACGAAAAUGCCACUUUUUAUGCUGACACAAUCACAGUGUCGCGGCCAAAAUCGCAGAAUUACGAAGAUGUGCAAAUAACUCAGGAACUGUACGAACGGCUUGUUUAUUUCAGCAAAAUGUGUGCGUUGACCUAUUGCAUUGGAUCAAAUGAGCUUCUUGUUGGAUCCACACUCUUGGACGGCGCAUGCCCCGAAAGACUGAAAUUUUGUUCCGAUGAGUCCACCAACCCGACUGCAGGAAAAACAGUUGUAGAACUGGUACUAUUAGCGGAGAGUGAUGAGCUUGGGACCGGCUUUCUGGCAGUGGAUCAUGAAAAGCAUGUUGUGGUGCUGUCAUUCAGAGGUUCUUCCACGAAUCAAGAUUGGCUCAGUGAUUUCGCAGUAUACCCUACACCAUACGAGCCAGUCUCCAAAGAAUUCUAUAAGGAGUGGGUCGAGUCUGGUCGCGUUUCGGAUUGUACAGGUUGUCUUGUUCACAGAGGCUUCAAUGUUUUUCUGAAAACACUGAGCUCCCAGUUCUUCGAGAGAAUAGAAGCUAUUUUCGACACAUACCCCGAUUACAGCCUCGUUGUAACCGGUCACUCACUGGGAGCUGCCGUGGCAAGCUUGGCCGGUAUUGAACUUCGUUUGAGAGGCCAUGAUCCACUUGUGCUAACGUAUGCCUCACCCAAUAUUUUUAACAACAAGUUGAGGGCCUGGGUUGAUGAACUGUUUGAAACGGAGCGCAUUCACAAGUGGUCAUUGGACGAAGGUAAAGUCAUGUUUCGAAAGGGAUACUUCAGAGUCGUUCACGAUGGAGAUUACAUCACCAUGGUUCCGCCAUUCUACGGUCCAGCUGGCCUGGAAAUUUUUAUAAACCAACAACAGCUUCCUCAAACUCUAGAAGAUCUUGAGUAUCAUGGCCCGUCCAUGACCGCAGCGCCAUUACAAAAUUCAGAAGCAUGUUCGCCCAUGGGCGCUGCUGGAAGGGGACAGGGCCACUGGUUUUUGGGACCUUUGGAAAAAUGGCUUCAUAUGUAUGAGCACCGCGCUUACUUUCUGCUCAUCAACACCUGCGAUAGAUUUUAA